AAUUCGUUGUGGUUAGCAUCGUUUUGCGAGAGCUUCCUAAUCAGUCCCAGAAAGAUUAUUUGUUUUCUUUGAUAUACGGAUAACAUAUCAAAGUUGAUAACAUUUUAUUGUAAUUUGUACUCGCUAAGAACAGGUUUCUCACGAAGUGUUAAUGCGUAGAUUGAAGACGUUUAGGUGGACUAUAAGUUUAUUCGCGCUUCUUUUUAAAUUUAUUACAGAAUAAAAUACGUUCGUCAAUUUUAUCCAACGGAAAAUAAUACACACAUAUAUCAGACCAGAUAUUGAUUAAUUACUUGUCAAUGAUAACGUAAAGUGUUGUAGCUUAAUUAACAUAUCAUAAGACAGUGAAAAGAGAAUGAUGAUAUGUAAUUAUUGAUUACCUCAUCAUUAAAAUAAGUGCAUUCUCGAAAUUAUUGUGCUAGUAGAAUAUAGAGUGCUAAUUUAUUGGUUACACGAAGAAGAAUAUUUAUAAAUAUGAGUGGAUUACAGUUGAAGCCUAUUGCAAACUCCAAUCUAUACAAACGGCGCACCACUUCUAAGGAAAAUCUUCUGCAUGGCUCAUCCAUGUCUUCGACUGCUGAGAGUCAAUACACAGCCAAUGCAGAUGCCUACGGUAACGUCUCGGCCAUAGAACGCGCUGCUCAGGCUCAAGCUAUUCAAGGGGGUCAGCUAAACGAAAGGCUUUAUCAAAACACACCGGAUCCGAUAAGAAAUGCACACCACUACGAGAAUGACGUUGGCAGAGUUUCAUAUGGUGCAAAUACGCGACCCAGUCAUCCUCAUCAACGAUUCGCUGGUGACGCUAGCAGAGAAUUCAGUGCGCAACAGUUUAUUGGUGGUUCCGGCACUACUAAUAUAAUUCGGGAUUUGAAAAGUUUGAAUCUGAACACAGUGCAACAGUCACCGACGAUUAAUCAUUCCGCUGCAACUGGGCACAGUGAACAAAUCUUGAGAGCAUCGAACGUGAAGACGGCAGUACCUCCUCGAAGAAUGGAAUUUACGGAACAGGCUGGUAGAUCGAACACGCAAGUUGUUGGAGUUUUACCGAACAUGUCACUUGGUACAAUGAUUUGUACCAGAUGUGACGAAGGCUUCGAACCUCAUGAGCGAAUCGUCAAUUCGAAUGGUCAACUUUGGCACACCCAAUGUUUUGUGUGCGCUCAAUGCUUCCGCCAGUUUCAGGACGGAAUUUUCUACGAAUUUGAAGGGCGAAAGUAUUGCGAGAAAGAUUUCCAUAUCCUGUUUGCACCAUGCUGCAACAAAUGCAACGAUUUCGUCAUCGGUAGGGUGAUCAAGGCUAUGGCGGCCAAUUGGCAUCCGGACUGCUUCACCUGUGAGCAGUGCCGUAUUCCGUUGGCCGAUUCCGGUUUCAUCCGCAACCAAAAUCGUGCUCUUUGUCACGAUUGCAACAAAAGGGAGAAAGACGAUGGCUUGGAAAAGCAUAUGUGCAAUAAGUGCCAUGGUGCUAUCGACGAUGCUCCGUUACGUUUUCGAGGAGAAGUUUAUCACGGUUAUCACUUCAACUGUACGGCCUGCGGUGCUGAGUUGGACUCAUCUGCUCGCGAAGUCAAAAACCGCACUGGAUAUGCUGCCAACGAUAUGAAUGAAUUGUACUGUCUGCGUUGCCAUGAUCGUAUGGGUAUCCCGAUUUGUGGCGCCUGCAGACGUCCCAUCGAGGAACGUGUUGUUACUGCCCUGGGUAAACAUUGGCAUGUUGAGCAUUUUGUUUGUGCCAAAUGUGAGAAACCAUUCUUGGGACAUCGUCACUAUGAAAAGCGUGGCCUUGCUUAUUGUGAAACUCACUACCACCAGUUGUUUGGAAAUCUCUGCUUUGUUUGCAAUCAAGUUAUUGGUGGUGAUGUAUUCACCGCGCUAAACAAAGCUUGGUGUGUCCAUCAUUUCUCGUGCUCCAUUUGCGAUACGAAAAUGGAUCAGAAAUCUAAAUUUUACGAGUACGAUGAAAAACCCGUAUGCAAAAAAUGCUAUGAGCGCUUCCCCAAUGAACUUAGACGCCGUUUGCGUAUGGCACACGAGAAUACAUUGAAGAAAAACGUUAAUUAGGAUGUUUGAACAAUCUUUCAACUUGAACUUGUGAAAUGAACUCGACCGAUGCCCAUCUCUCAACGUAUAAUCCCGAAUAAUAAUGUUUUAACCACUUGAACUUUAACGGAGUUCCACGACAAGAACCCCAGAGGAACUCGAUUUUUUUAACAGAAGCAGAACAAUCAACGUAGCUGUUAGUCAUUGUGCCUUAAACUCGAACUUUUUAAACGUAUUUGUAUGUGUUCUCUAAUUAAGACUAAUGACUUAAUUCAAUGAUGAAGUAUUUACGAAAAAUAUUUAUACAUUAUGUGUUGGAAAAAAAUCGUAGCAACAGAUGACCUCCAUGAUUUAUUUUAACAAAAUUUAUGCCUAAUAAUAACAUAGAUAUAUGGUUUGAAUUAAGCAA
This is a messenger RNA of Armigeres subalbatus, 2449 nucleotides long. It is a transcript of the gene stck, whose product is annotated as LIM and senescent cell antigen-like-containing domain protein 1. Gene Ontology annotation, biological process: cell-cell junction organization; positive regulation of integrin-mediated signaling pathway; positive regulation of substrate adhesion-dependent cell spreading. NCBI's taxonomy places the organism in Eukaryota, Metazoa, Arthropoda, Insecta, Diptera, Culicidae. Gene Ontology annotation, cellular component: focal adhesion; cytoplasm; cell-cell junction. The record is from RefSeq and is a predicted model, not a curated record. The coding region runs from base 475 to 2061 and encodes 528 amino acids. The transcript is spliced from 6 exons.